CAUGAAAAUGGUAGCAAUGCGUUGAAUCGGUGGAAAAUGAGGAUCACUAUUGCUUUGGAUGCUUCCCGAGGAAUAGAAUAUCUUCAUAAGUAUGCAGCUCCACUAUUUCUUCACGGGCACGUCAAGUCUUCCAACAUUCUUCUUGAUGCCACUUGGCUGGCAAGAGUGUCUGAUUUUAAAUUGUGUUUGAUGAGUCCAGAAGCUGAGCGUGAUUACCGACGAAUAAAGGUAGGAGGAACAGUUGGAUACAUUGAUCCUGAGUACUAUGAUCUAAAUACGUUGACAGCAAAGAGUGAUGUGUAUGGGCUGGGAGUUGUAUUGCUAGAGCUUUUAACAGGAAAGAAAGCUAUAUUCCUUGAUGGGGAAGAUGAAGUUACCUUAAGUGUGCACCGUUUGGUGGACUUUGCCGUGCCUGCCAUUUUGGAUCCUAGGGUUGGACCACCGGGUGUGAAUGAGAUAGAGGCAUUGGAGUUGGUGGCCCAAACAGCCCUCCAUUGCGUGAAUCGGAAAGGUAAAGAUAGACCAUCCAUGGCUGAUUUGUGAUCAGUUUGGAGAGAGCAUUGGCGAUCUGUUACGGUAGUUCUUAUCAUAUCAUUUAUGGGGGAUUGGAUUUUGAAAAUAUAGUUUGGAAAUAUAAAGGGAUAUGUUAGGGAUUUAUAAUUUUAUUUUAUAUGUGUAUUUUAUUUUAUUUUAUCCAACCUUUGCCCCGUCUAAACCAUAAUCACUUGGCUGGGCUAGUUGGGUUCUGUAAAGAGAAAGAUGAAAGGUUAUUGGUGUAUGAAAAGAUGAAGAAUGGGGCGUUAUUGGACAAGGUGAGCAGUGUAUUGAAUUAUUGGAGAAGGAGAAUCAAGAUUGAUUUGGAUGCAUUCAGGGGAAUAGAACUAAUCCCUAAUAAUUAAUCAAAACUAGAUGACUAUCAAUACUCUUUAACAAUCAGAUAAAAUGAAAAAAAAAAGAUAUAAUUAUUUCUUCCUUGUAAGUUUUGAAUUAACACCCAAAUUAUGAUAGAAUUGUCAUCAUAAAUUAUUUAA
Vigna umbellata (rice bean) is the source of this 1031-nucleotide messenger RNA. The record is from RefSeq and is a predicted model, not a curated record. Lineage: Eukaryota; Viridiplantae; Streptophyta; Magnoliopsida; Fabales; Fabaceae.